This is a messenger RNA of Myxocyprinus asiaticus (Chinese sucker), 7690 nucleotides long. It is a transcript of the gene unkl, whose product is annotated as unk like zinc finger. The record is from RefSeq and is a predicted model, not a curated record. The transcript is spliced from 16 exons. Gene Ontology annotation, molecular function: metal ion binding. The coding region runs from base 239 to 2695 and encodes 818 amino acids. NCBI's taxonomy places the organism in Eukaryota, Metazoa, Chordata, Actinopteri, Cypriniformes, Catostomidae.
AUUCUGAACGCCUGAAUACAUAACUAAGCAACGCAAUUUUGUAUUGUGUGUUUAGAAAGUAUUAUAUAGUCUCUUUUGUUGGAGCAAUCGUGCAUUAUGGCAGUGCUGCUAUGCAGCAUGGUCAUUGUCCCCUGUUUGUUUGUCCCGCCAGUUGCUCAUAUUGGCCUUGCAGCGGCGCGCGAGAGCACGAGUAGACGAGAGGGUCCCCGCGCACGCGCUGUUAUUGUUUUGACUGAAAAUGCCGUCGGUUUCGAAAACGGCGGCGUGCGCUUCUCCUCAAACCGAGAAACCAACCCACUACACGUAUUUGAAGGAGUUCAGGACCGAGCAGUGCCCAUUGUUUUUGCAGCACAAAUGCACACAGCACAGACCCUUUACGUGUUUCCACUGGCAUUUUCUAAACCAGCGAAGACGGAGACCCGUCCGGAGGCGCGACGGGACUUUUAACUACAGCCCCGAUGUAUAUUGCACGAAGUAUGACGAAACAACAGGAAUAUGCCCAGAUGGAGACGAUUGCCCUUACUUACACCGGACCACCGGUGACACAGAGCGCAAGUACCAUUUACGCUACUACAAGACUGGCACUUGCAUCCAUGAGACAGACGCUCGUGGACACUGUGUGAAGAACGGCCUCCACUGCGCCUUCGCUCAUGGACCACAUGACCUACGGCCGCCAGUUUAUGACAUAAGAGAGAUCCAGGCACAGGAAGCUCUGCAGAAUGGCCAGUUAGGAUCUGGGGAGGGAAUUCCUGACCUGCAGCCAGGUGUGCUGGCCAGCCAAGCCAUGAUUGAGAAGACCCUGAAUGAGGACCCCCGCUGGCAAGACACCAAUUUUGUUUUGGCUAACUAUAAAACUGAGCAGUGCACCAAGCCUCCACGUCUAUGCAGGCAGGGCUAUGCAUGUCCCCACUAUCACAAUAGCAGAGAUAGGAGAAGAAAUCCCAGAAAGUUCAAAUACAGGUCGACACCAUGUCCGAGUGUAAAACAUGGCGAUGAAUGGGGCGAACCAUCCAAGUGUGAGAGCGGGGACAGCUGUCAGUACUGCCACUCGCGCACUGAACAGCAGUUCCACCCAGAGAUAUACAAAUCUACGAAAUGCAAUGACAUGAGGCAAACUGGAUACUGUCCAAGGGGGCCAUUCUGUGCUUUUGCACAUGUGGAAAGAAUUCCUUCCACAGAAGAGGCAAUGAGUACGUUGCUCACAGUGAUGCAGUCGGGUCCGCACUCCAGUCUGGGCUCUCAGCAAUACCCAGAGUGUCCAGUCAACGAGUGGAGCAACACAAAUUCCAUCACCAGCAGUGCUAAUAACAACGGCCAAACAGGAAACGUGUCAUGCUCUAAUAGUCCGACUGUAACACCAAGCUCAGGAAGCAACAGUUCUUUGUCCCCAAUUGGACCCAUCGGCAGGCCAAAAUGCUUUACUAAUGGUAGCUUAUGUUCAGAGUCCACCACGUCCAGUGUUUCGUCUCCGACGUCUAACUAUCCCAAAGCUCCGGGUUUUGAACGGGAGGAUCAGGCAAAGAACCUGAAGAGCCAGUCUGGAGAAAAUAAUCAAAAGUUAAUGGACCAAGACAAACAGGCUCACAGCGGUGUGUUCUCAGUGGUGAACCCACUAGCAUCCAGCAUAACAUCAAGCAUCACAUCCAGCUUGGCCUCCAGUGUAGGAUCUGACAGCUCCUCACCUACCACUUUAUCAACAAUGAAUGCAAAAGCCACACCUUUCUAUCCAGGCAGCAAUACUGUGGAGUCAGUAAUAGGAUCUGCACUUGACUUAAAUUUUAGUGACAUCAACGUUGCCUCCCUCGACAAAGAGCUAGAGGACCAAGACAACAAUGGCUUUGGCUUAACAAGUCAGAGGUUAUUAGGAGGCUCUGCUCCUGUCAAUAUUCCUGGCUCGCUGGCUCGGUCUUCCUCUCUGCAUUCCUCCUCCUCUCUCUCUGCCUCCCCGCUCAGCUCUCUGUCUCAGUCCCUGUCCCAGUCUCUUCUCACUGGAAUGACCUCCCAGCAGAGCCAGCCACAGGUGCCACCUGUUAAAACUGAGCACGGCCGCCUGGGAACGCCCACAUCUUCACAGAACUCUUUAGGUUUGAAUGGUGGAGCAGGGAGUAUAUGGGACUUUAUGAGUGGCAGCUUCUCUCCCAGCCCUUCUCCAGUGUUCAGCAGCCUUACUUCCAGCACGGUCAGCUCCAGCAGUGCAGACAUCGGACGGCUCCUCCGAGAACUGGAUGAGGCCAAGCGCAAGAUAAAGCAAUGGGAGGAUGCCUGGCACCAGGUCAAACAGGCCUGUGAAGCGUGGCAGAAAGACGCUCACGAAGCAAAAGAGCAAGCAAAAUCGGCAGAGGCGGAGCGGCAGCUGGCGGAACAGAAGCGGGAGGACACUGAGCGUAAGCUGAAGGAACUGCAGGGAGACUUUGACAUUUUGUGUCGCUCCCCCAACACGCCUCUUCUGCGCAGCUACGGAAAGCUGGACCAGCUCCCCCUGCCAAAGCUCCGCUCCAUCCAGAGCCAGCUGCGCUCUGACCUAGACCUCAUAGAUGGGGUAAUAUAUCAGCUUCAGUCAAAGAAAUGUAUAGUUUGCCAAAAGCAUGAUCGUUCCAUUGUCCUGCAGCCUUGCCAACAUUAUUUACUUUGUCAGAACUGUGCGUCUGGUAAAAUGGAAUGUCCUUACUGUAAGACAAAAAUAUUGAAGUGGUGAUGUGUGGCAAUUCAAGGUACUAUUGAAUGGUCUAGCCCUUUGAAGAACUACUAAUACAUUACCUACUAAUGCUUACCGUUUCUAAAUAGCAUUUUUUUGUGUUUCAGUAUUUCAUAUAGUGAUUAAAUUGAUUAGUUUUAUCAGAAUUUAAUAAGUGGUGUUUGACUGAUACAAAUCAAGAACUUAAAUGCAAUACCCGUUUUGUACAAGCUAGAAUAUCCAUUUUCAUAAAGCAUUAAACAAUUUCCCCUUACCGCUGAUUUGACUGUUAGCGACAAAUUAAUCGGUCAGACAUCUGCAUAUUUGCUACUAGAUGUGUGAAGAGGAUUCAUUUCUUGUUAAAAGCACUUUGUUGACUUGGAAAAAUUUAUCUUGAGGGUAUUUUAGAAAUGUUUGCUUUAAGCUGCUUUGUAGCUUUUGGUUAUUUUUAUUUUCUUAGAUUUAUAUUUUUCCCAAAUACGCUAAAGUAUGAAGCUUUUGUGUGUACUGUGAAACAUAAUAGAAUAUUUCAUUUUUCUUACUGUUAAAUCAUGGUAUAUUGUAUAUAUCUUGUUAGUUUUCAUAUAAAAUAGUACUAAAUAGUAGUUACUACUUUCAUUGUUACUUAAAUUUUUCAAUCAAAUAAGUGCAAACUUUAAAUGCAUUUUAGGCAUAAGCAGCAGCUGUAAUUUCAGUAAGGCACAUACUGUAUGCUAAAGCAUUUAGUAAAUUGGUUUCUCUGUCUUAUAGUGACUCUUUAGGUAGACAUUAUGUAGUUGUUAGAUGAGCACAUGUGUUCUGAUGUCUUCAGUGACACAGUAUUUUUUGUUUGUUUUGACUUCAGCUUUCAGAUGUUAGAAGAUAUCUGAUUCUGGGCCACUCCCUUUUAAGUGCCUUGCCUUAAAAUAUUUGAAGCAUCUUUGAGGAGCUUAGGAUUGUAGUACAAAACCCAUAAGUGUAGUCAUUGCUUGUGCAAAUUGCGUAUUUUUCUGUAGCACCGUAUGUACUUUAUUUGAGCAUGUAUUGGCCCAUUCAGUACUUAAGUAUUUCCCAGAGAUUUCUGGGCCUGAUAUUCAGCUAAAGUGUCGUUCCCUCUUUCUUCAUUAACAAUGGUGCUUUUUGGGUGCAGCUUCAUUAUCCUUAGACAUGUUGAAUCGUCCUUAAUUUAAAUAUGUAGGGAUAUUCAGACCAGGAAAUAUAUAUAUAUAUAUUUCUUUGAUUGCAAAAACUAAACUGGCUUAGUGGAUUUUUAGUUUUUUGAAAUGUUUAGAAUCAUAGUGCUCUGUAGUGUUUACAGACAGAAAUUGUCAAUGUUUUUUCGUAUCCAAAUUCGACAGUGUAAUGUGCUUAGGUAAUUUAAUUGAAAUGACCUGCUACUGUGUUAUCUGAAAACUUUUUUCCUUUAUUUUCUUUUAUUUUCUUGUUCCUUUCAUAUUUACAGCAAUGUGCGGUAAAUUGUCAGGUACACAAAGGUGCAAGUUUUUUUUGUUUUUUUUUAAAUUGGGAUAAACAGUUUUCUUCAAAAGGGAUGGUUAUUGAGGAUCUAAUUGUCCAGACCCUCAUAUUUUAUUUCAGCUUCACGAGGAACAGACAGUGUAUAUAUUAUUUCCCUCUGCUUUUCUUCUUACGUUCGUAUCUAAAUCCACAAGUUCUGUAUGUAGCUCAUGUUCUUGACAUUUGGACUGAUUUGUCUUAAAAAAGCAUUCACAGCAUGUGUGUAGAUUUUGUUAACCAGCUGAAGCUCUAGAUCACACUGCCAAAUGUGUUUGUGUUGAGCAGACCUUUCCAGUUGUUGGUCAUCACAGUCGAUAGCUCUUAAGUAUUCAAAAAUGUUUUUGUACAAUGCUUCAAAUGCAUUGUCUAUGUGCUUAUAUUUUCUAGGAUGAUUAGCGAAGCCGUGUUCUUUUUCAUAAGAUGGUUGGCGUAGAUAGGGUGUAAACAUUUGUAAUGGAUCAAAGUAGCUCUGGGUAUUGUGAUAUUUCCAACACUCAAGUGCUCAAGAGCUUUGUUGAGGGAUUAAUUCCACUUGUUUGGUUAUCGGACCAUAACGUAGGAUUGUUUCACAAAAAAAAUGCGGUUGGAAUGUUUGGGAUCUCACUUGACAUUUAUGUCUGAAACGAAGAGUGUGGUCAAAUCAAAUGUUGACUUUACUCAAAUGAACCAAAGUGGUAUUGUAGUUUAUAUUUGUUUCAAAGUUCAAAUGAAGUGGUGUACAAUUACUAUGUCAGUUUUUCAAUGUUUAAUUUGACAGGACAACUAUGCCAACUGCUUUUGCUGACAAUAUUAAUGGACUGAAAGCCCAUUUUUGUAGUUUUUACCAAAGACCUUUACUGUUUUUCUUUUUCUCUUCUCAAUUUUAUAACUGCAUUUUUAUUUGAGCAUUCUGAGGAAAUAGUUAGAAGUAGAAAAAUGACCAAAUCUAGUACCUUAUUUACAUAAUAUGUGCAUUUAAAAGAAAAAAAUCGUAAUGGAAUCAUAAUCAUUUUUUUAUAUAAAGAUUGUGGUUCUUUUUUCUUUAAUUCCUCAGUAAAAAGAAAAGCAUAGUAUUGAAUUGGCUGUAAUCCACAGUGAAGGAAUGUCCUAGUAAUGAAUGAAUAUUUGUGUAAAUUGUUUUAAGUGGCCAGAUGGAUCAGUGCUUAUUUGAAGUAUAUAUUUCUUUUUCUUUUUUUAUACUAAUAGUACUUAAUUGUACAAUUCUCAAAUCAGUUUUGAAACAUUAGUGGUUGUGCGCUACUUGUAUGCUGUCAGGAUUUUAGAGAGUAUAAUUGGACCGUAAGGUGCUUUCUUUAGUUUCUUUUUGACUGGUGUUUUGUUUUUCUGUACGUUUAUUUGUGAUUCUUCAGCAUUUGGAGAUAAAAUAAGAAAUCUUCUAACUUUUUUUUUUUUUAAUCUUGAAGUGAAGUCCAUUGUUGUGUCAAAGGUUGUCCAAUAUUUCUUUGUAAAACAUAUUUGAUUGUGAUGUAAAAUGGGUCCCUUGUUUGUGCUAGUUGAAAUGGCUGAAACAGACAGUGGGUCACAUUUAUGAAAACAGUUAAAAUAUCUUCAUUUCCUAGCCUUAAACCACACUUUAUUUGGCCUAGUUAAGUUUUAAUUUUGUUAGAUUUCUGAAAAUAUAAGCUUGUCAGACACUUGAACAGUCAUGCUGCUUGUUAAUACUGUUAACUAUGUUAAUUUUUGAAAAGAACAAAUUUGUGCCUUUAUUACAACACAUUGAAAGUAUUUGAAUUGAACAAAUGGGUAAUUCAAGCUUACAAAUGAGCCAAAUUUUAGUGCCUUUUGACAUUUUAACCUGCGUUUCGCAAUGCACGAGAAUAUUGCAACAGAUUCCUACUGACUUUACCAGUGUAUUAAAAUAAUACCUAAUUACUUUGCCAUGCCUUUAAACUUUUGGCUUUGAGUAAUAUAAAAGUGAUAUAUUUAAUAUGUAUUAAAUUCUCUUGAAAAACAGCAUGAUGAUGCAUUACAGAUUACAACUGUCUGUUAUGAGCAACAGUUAAGAUAUAAUGCAGUUGUAUUCUCUACCAAGGAUGUGUUUAAAUUGCAGGCUAGCAGCUCAUUUAAACAGAUUGUGAAGUAAGACUAAAUUACAGUAGAAUAAUCAUUUAUAAUUAUAAGUUUGGGCUUCCAGUUAAUUUUGUGUGUUCUAUUAUUGGUUUCCUAAAAAGUGAUUUUCAGUAUCAUAAAAAUCUGUAUUAAUGGCAAACAGCAAUUUUUGUGUAAUGUCUUAGUCACAUAAAUUUUAAUCACAGCAGAGACUACAUGUACAUUUGAUGCAUUUUAAGGUUUCCCACCUAACCCCUCUGUCUGCAUCAGCCAUUUAAUACCAACUGUAAUCUUUAACAAAAAUGACCAUUUAAAUUCAAUGUAUUGUGGUUUAUGAAAGACCAGGCAUCUGCAAUUAAAGAAGCACCGAGGACAGUGUCUUUUUUGUUUAGCAAUUUGUAAAUUAAUGUAUUGGAAAUUUACCACAAUGCUCUGCAGUGGAAAUAAUCAUAUUAUUAUUAUUUGUUUUUUUAAUUCUUGUGGAUUUUCUUUCGUUCAUUUUUUUUUCUUUUCUUAUUUUGUUCUUUAUCAGUAGUGUGAUUAAUGAACCUAAGGAUUUAUGCAAUCUUGUAUAUACAUAUUACAUAUGUAACUGGUUAAAUUUAGCAAACUAGCCAGGGAAAAUACCUUUUACAACAGUAAACGUACAUAAGAGGCUAAAACAAGUGAUAAAAAAAAAGGGGGGGGGGAAAAGCCAGAAGUUAGGAAACACUGUUCCCUAUAAUUAAUGUUAAGAUUAAUCUGACAUAAAUCCCUGAAUAUAUUGAAUGUACCAUUCAAAUUAGAUAUGAUAUGGGUCACUAUGGAGAACAGUUAAUCGAUAAUGAUGUAGCAUUAGUUUUUUAAAUUGCGAUACAUUAGAAAUAAAUUAUAAGUUAAACACAAUUGCAGUUUUCAAGUUUGUGUAUUUAUUAGUGUAACAAUUUGAUGGAAAUAUGAGAUGUAUUUUUCUCAGGGUUUUACAGGAGAACUAGAAUAGAGAGAGAUGUCCAAUUUUCAAAGGAAACUGCAACUCACAGAUUUAUUUGCUGAGAAGUCAAAAUGAGGAAAACAUUUAUAUUAUAAUGAAAUGAGAAAGAAACAUAUCCCUUAUUUUGGUACAGUAUGCAUCCAUAUAUAGAACUACUUAUAUUCUAAUUAGUGUUGAAAUACUAUACAAUUUGCUGUCAAUGUAAUACUUUGUGUAUGUGUUGUCAACACAAGACCUUAAAACAUUUACUGGGAGUUAUGUGUUUAAGUUAUGGAGGCUUCUUUAUGGAAUAGUUGUGCGUUUUGAUGGCGUGUAAGGCCAGAUAGGUUUUUUUUCACUAGAAUUACUUAAGAUGGUAUUAUUUAUAAUGCAUAAUCUUUUUCUCGUAGUGUAUCAUUUAAAAUUGUUAACACUUGUCUACACUACAGCAGUUAUGCAAUGGUUUACAAAAUUCAUGGAAUUAUUUUUAUCAUCUUGGAAAUUAAAUAAUUUUUGAUCUUUAA